This is a messenger RNA of Mya arenaria, 912 nucleotides long. Its product is annotated as toll-like receptor 4. The record is from RefSeq and is a predicted model, not a curated record. NCBI's taxonomy places the organism in Eukaryota, Metazoa, Mollusca, Bivalvia, Myida, Myidae. Gene Ontology annotation, cellular component: membrane. Bases 1 to 912 code for a protein of 303 amino acids. The transcript has 3 exons. Gene Ontology annotation, biological process: toll-like receptor signaling pathway; immune response. Gene Ontology annotation, molecular function: transmembrane signaling receptor activity.
AUGGAGAAGCUGUCUCUUUCGCGUUGCUACUGUUCAUACUUGGGUCCAAAAUUUUUAAAUAGUUCAAGUAUAGAAAACCUUCAACUUGACAGAAACUAUUUAGGCAAAUCGUUAUCACAUGACAUUGCAAAGACAAUGUUCGAAAAUGUCGACACAUUAAAAAUUCUGAACUUAUCGACAAAUAGAAUAACAAAGCAUAAAAAACAUUUUAUCGGUUUUGACGAGAUGACAUUUGUUAACAGAAACGGUAAGCAGCUAAAUGCCAAAGAAUUUUUGAAUCAAGUUAAUCAUCUGAACUCUGAUUGCAUGUCCCAUACGCUUGAAAUUGCCCUGUCAUCAACUGGUGCUGUAAUAGCUUUGACGAUUGUCGUGAUCGCAGUAUUGUACAAAAAUCGUUGGAAGAUACGAUACUGGUACUACAUGACAAGAAGAAAACAUUUUGGAUACCAACUGCUUAAUAACGAAAAUGAGGAAGACCAGUAUAUGUAUGAUGCUUUUAUUUCUUAUGCUGAUGAGGAUGGAGAGUUUAUUCGAGAGGAUAUAAUGCCGAAACUUGAAGAAAAUGGAAUGAAACUCUGUGUUCACCAAAGAGAUUUUCUGCCCGGUAUUCCGAUCGCUGACAAUAUUGUUGAUGCGAUUCAAAACAGUAGGAAAACCUUAGUGGUUAUAUCCAGGCCAUUUAUUAAGGGAAAGUGGUGUAUGUAUGAAUUCAAUAUGGCUAGAAUGGAAACGAUGAACGAGCGCCCUGAGGCUGGUUGCUUAGUUGUUGUUCUUCUGGAAGUGGUGCCAGCUAGGGAUAUGCCACUAGAGCUUUUGGAAUGGAUCAAGGUACAUUCUUAUAUUGAAUACACCAAUGAUGUCGAAGGUGGGCUCCUGUUUUGGGACAAAUUGAAAGCAGCGGUGAGAAAUUGA